Paraglomus occultum is the source of this 1749-nucleotide messenger RNA. Lineage: Eukaryota; Fungi; Glomeromycota; Glomeromycetes; Paraglomerales; Paraglomeraceae. The record is from the annotation of a GenBank genome assembly.
AGAUUGAACACGUCAGCGUGUAGUUGUGUCUUGACUGAUUUGCAAGGAGUAAUUCAUGUUCAACGCAGCCUUCGACUUGAAAUCUCUCAAUUAAACGACAUCAUGACGGAGGAGUAUGAGCACCGGUACUUUGAUCGUAAAUCUUCAGAAUGGAAGAUUGAAGAUUUUUUGAACGAGUGCGAUGCAGAAGGAUUCGAUCAUAAGAUAGGGAUUUAUAUUAGAUCUCUCAAAAGCAUUGCAAAGAGUGGAGAAGGUGGCACCUGUCCCGAUAAGAGACUAGCAAAAAGGUGGAAAGAUGACCAUGAAUCUGCUGCAAAGAAAAACAAAGGACAUUCAGUACAUUUCCAUCAACCAUUGAUCACUAAGAGUUCUGUGUUUGGAAUAAAUGAUGGAAAUGCAAACAUAGUGUCCGAGUUGCCUAGAAAAAGGAGAAAAGGGCAUAGUACUAUCCGAGGGAAACUUCUUGAUUACCUUGAUCAAAAAACUGAUAAAGGCAGUUAUGAGUUAGAGCAUGGGGACCUCACUCCUGGACCUCUUACUGAUGAAGACAGUUAUGAGUCAAAACGCGGGAGCCUCACUCCUGAAACUCUUACUGAUCAAGAACAUGAAGAUCAUGAUGACCAGUUUGAGUCAUCAGAUGAUGAAGAGAUUACCAACAGUUUCAAUACUGAAACAAUGGCCUUUGGUGACUAUGUAAAUGAUAUAGAGGAGAAAUCUGUCUGGAAAUUAAAGGAUGGCCGUCGAAUCAUUGAUGUGCUUGCUGAGAAUACUGCGAAAACUGUGAAGUGCAUAUCUAUGAAGAGCAAAAAGGAGCUGACUCAAUACACCAAGAGUGUCAUCCGCUUAGGGCUGUCUUCAGUCCUUGAUUUAUCUUCAGAGUUUAAAGAUGGAAUGUGCCAAUGGUUUGGUGAUGAUUGGGAUGAUAUCAAAGAAAGGGUAUACAAGCAGGUUAAUAUGACCCCAGUCUCCUUUCAAGAUGAGGUAAAAGCCCUUGUGGAUACAAUUGACAAUAUGUGCAAUGCACAUCGCUAUUUUGAUUUAAGAAAUCAUUUGUAUAAUAUACGAACCAGUGAUCAUGCUCCUAUGGUCAAACAAGUGGCAACAAUCUACUUUCAUGUCAUUGAUAAAUUUCUUGAGAACCCAUUUGUCUUUGUAGAUGAAAAUGGCAAGCAUAGAAAUCUUUCAGAGAUUGACUAUGGCAUGCAGGCCAUUGGACCACUUCUUGAUGACAUCUUCAGUGAUUUGAAGGACAUUAUAGAACUAAAAUGGGGUGAAACAGCAUCAACAAGCAUUGCAGAACGGCGACGCAAAAUUGAUGUACGGAUUGUUCACCGUGCCAACAACAUCGAAUUGGGUCAUAUUGAGUGUGCAAGAUUUUCUUUUGCUGGAAAAGCUGUACAAGAUCGAUCAAAGUGUCUGCGAGUGUUAAAAUCUACACUUGACAGCUAUCUUAUGAAAAUUAUUUCUGAUAACGAUGCAAGAAAUUCAGUUACAUUUGGUCUACAAUUUUCUGGCCUUGAUGGUCAGGUAAUUGGAAUAGACCUUCUGGACAAAAGUCUUUACUUUGGUCUAGAAGGACCUACAUUUAGGCUUCCUAAGCAAAUUACAAACAUUAAAUGUCUUCGUCAAACUCUUGAAACAUUGUAUUUUUUCAAGAAAAACAUUAUCCAAAAAGCAAGCAUUUUGCCUGAUCCUGAAAAGCAAAACCAUGUUUAUACAAAAGUAUUUCAUAAUAGUUUGGAAAUUUGA